Molecule: messenger RNA, 2958 nt
Organism: Caenorhabditis auriculariae
Lineage: Eukaryota; Metazoa; Nematoda; Chromadorea; Rhabditida; Rhabditidae
Source: the annotation of a GenBank genome assembly
AUGACGGGGUUUUGCUCAAUGCUACGCGGAGCCUACACGGUGGCAACCUUGAUGGAGGGCUCAUCUUUUAUAGCGAUAAUGGUUGAAAGGACAAUAGCUUCGGUUUAUUUCCGGACUUAUGAAACGAGAACGAUGUUCCAUCUUGGUGUAGUACUUGCCGCAACACAGGUUUGAAUAAUCAAGUUUUUAAGACUAAUGAAUCGAUUUUCAGUGGACGCUGGCGACUUUCACAAUGAUUGGCUCGAGAAUGAGUCCUGCUAACAAAAAUAAUUACUCUCGUCUUCCGUGUCAAAAAGACUUGACAUCCGGGAAAAUCGCAGGGUUCAUAGUCGCUUUUGUACUUUUGGGAGAUAUAUUAUCAUUUUUCGUUAGUUGAUGUUUACAUAUUCAAUUUUAGUGAUUAGUUUAGGGAUUUCUGCGGAUAUUUUUCUACAAUUUGCGCCUUCACAAGCACAGAAAUACACGGAGAACGAGUCUCAAGGAAAUUUACCAGGUUUUAUAUUUCUUUUGCUCAUUUUUCAAUGGUUUUCGGUUAAGAUAACGGAAAAUGUCCGCACGACGAGGACACUGUCCCCAGUUCUGGCGGCGAUGUUAACCGGAUCUCUUGCCGAGUGUUUUUUGGUAGUCUACAGGCUUUAUGUUGAUAGGAUCUUAGAAAAACUGCCGGAAAACGAAAAAGAGCCAUUUUUCGUUGAAAAACUUGGCCGAGGUACCUUUUGUCCAAUUUUCGUAUUUUUAUUCGAAUUUUUUCACAGGAGCUGAAGUUUCCCAGUUGUUUGAUAUUUUAUCUGAUGCAACGAAAAUUUCCUUCUGUUAUUUGAUGUUGGCUCAUCCUUCUUUAUAUCGACGUUUCAGAAGGAUGUAUUGGCGAAGUUCCAAGGUAGUUUUUAGGCGAAACAGUUUUAAAAAAAAGAGGAGUCUUCAUAUGAAAAAUAUUUGUUAUGAGAGCGAUACUGGGAAAAUUUUUAGUGGUCACUAUAAGGUUUUGACGUUUUAGUGGCUACUAUAGUGGUUAAAUUAGUGGCCACUUGAGGGGUUAAAAAUUAGUAGAGGUAUAUGUGCUACUACUAGACCACUAAAAGCUUUAGUGGCCACUUUAGGGGUCUAUGGAUCAACAUAACUGGUUCAAACUGUUUGUUUUGAGUUACUGGAAGGAAUAUUGGAUGAAAAACUACUGAAGUGGUCACUAAAUAAAAAACCUUCAUAGGGGCCACUAAAACGGAAAAUAGCAGCCACUAUAGAGGUGGGUUUACUGGCCACUUUAGUGUCCUCUCCAAGUAGUCCUUGGCGAGCCUCUAAAGUGGCCACUAAAAUUUUCACAGUAGUCUAUGUUUCACGAUUUGAAAUUUUACUGAACGACACUCCGCUGUUAUGCUGCGCGCGGUCGCAAAGCGUCUUUGCAUUUGCGAAUCUCGGUCGCGCUUUAAAUUGGUUAUUUUUUUUCAUUGGGAGCACUUGAAAAUCAAGUAAUGAAUUAAAAGAAAAAAUGAAACCGUGACCGAGAUUUGCAAAGGUGAAGACGCUUCGCGACCGCACGCAGCGAAACAGCGGAGUGUCGUUCGGUGGAAUUUCAAUUCUCCUAAUAUUUUACUUAACUGACUAGGAAGUUUUCCUGAUCUGAAUAUUAUUAAUAUAAUAUUGUAGAAGUUUUAAAUUGAUUUUUUUCAGGUCGAACAAUCAAAAUCGGCCCCGGUGGCUUUGGAUGGCACUGACUUGCAAUUUAACACUUCCGUAAGUGAUUUUCUAUACUAAUACACUUUUAGAAAAUUUUCCCGUUAAAAUUUUUGUUUCAAGGGGCUUUUUUCAAGGUUUAAAAAUCAGCAGGAUUUUCGUUGCGUUUUUAAAAAAAUCAAAAAUUCAAUCACAAUUUUUUUAAUUCAUUCAAUUAUACUUUAAGUACAUUUCCAUUUUUUUAAUCAAAUCGAGUGUUCAAAUUUAUUCUCAAAAUUAAUAAAUCAGACUCGAAUUCAAGACACAUUUUGAUAUAUUUGAACUGGAACUGGUGCUAUUUUAACGUUGCAGCUUUCCUUUCAAAACACGUCAAAAGCGACUUUUGAUCCAAUAUCGAAAUAACUUUUUGCACGGUUAAUUAUAGAUUUAGUUCAGCUGCUAAUAGACAUCUGUCUAUGUUUUCCUUGAUAAUUUAUGAUUCUGAAACGAAUCGAAAAUCGUAGUUUUGUUGUGUAAAAAGGUUAGCAGGGCUCUUCUAUUUUUUUCGAUUUUAAAUUUUUUUUGUUAAGAGCAGAUUUUUAGGAUUGUAAUGAAAAAGGUUCAUCGAUAGCGUUUAAAAUGGCUGGGAGUCAAAAAUUUAUUUCCAGUUCAGAGCUCACUUCCCUAGAAUUUUUUAUAUGCAUAAUCAGAUGAGAAUUUUUCAUAUUUUUCGUGAAAUUUCUGUUAGAAAGCACCUGAAAUAGGAUACGAAAAUUCGCUCAAUCAAAAUUUACACCAUUUUCGGGUAUUCGAGAACGGAAAAAUGAGAGAUCAGCAGUGUCAUAAGAGACACUAGAGAAAAAUACUUUCUCAACUUCUCUGGCCUCUCUUCGAAGCUUCUUAUCUCUCGCUUUCUCCGUUCUCCUUGUCACUUUUCGACUGUCUGCGUCUCUCUGUUCCCUCACCGGCGAGGUCAGAGAAACGUGAAAAGAGCACGUCAACAUGAGAGAGUCGUCGAGAGACGAGGAGGGCGCAGAGAAAAACUAGCUCCAAGUCGCUAUAUGAACAGCCUUCUGAAUUUUUGUUUUUUAGCUCUAAACUUAUUUUUUUAGGAGAAAAAGAAAAUUUUUUGUUCUGUAUUUUAUUUUUGUUCUGCCUGUAAAUAAAUAAUAUUAUUAAAAAUGAAAAAUGAGAGAUUCGACCUGAAAAGUGAUCUUUCGAUCCAAAUUGUUAUACUUCUGUUGAAAUUAUUUUUUUAAGGAAGAAACGGAGCAUCAUUUCGGAUCCCUGAGGCAGCUGUGGAAAUAA